Hemibagrus wyckioides is the source of this 2921-nucleotide messenger RNA. It is a transcript of the gene egln2, whose product is annotated as egl-9 family hypoxia-inducible factor 2. Gene Ontology annotation, biological process: cellular response to hypoxia; peptidyl-proline hydroxylation to 4-hydroxy-L-proline. The coding region runs from base 512 to 1957 and encodes 481 amino acids. The record is from RefSeq and is a predicted model, not a curated record. Gene Ontology annotation, cellular component: nucleus; cytoplasm. Gene Ontology annotation, molecular function: L-ascorbic acid binding; ferrous iron binding; peptidyl-proline 4-dioxygenase activity. The transcript has 6 exons. NCBI's taxonomy places the organism in Eukaryota, Metazoa, Chordata, Actinopteri, Siluriformes, Bagridae.
AAAUAGUACACAUCUCACUUUUUUGUCUUUUUUUAUGUAAUGCUAUAAAUACAGUUCAGUAUCAGUGAGUGAGAUAAUAUCUUGGACAUAAUGCCUACAGAAGAACCUGCAGUAUAUCUUCUCUCUAAAUAUUUCCUGUAAAUGUCUGUGUUUUACAGAUCACAGUUUGGUGUUGGUCACUGACUGUUGGUCUCUGUGUGUUUGUUAGUUAUUAAUUACUGUAAACUUGUCUAAUCGAGUAACUAAGACAAAAGGGACAUAAUGCGCUUUAAAUGCAAGAAGUUCGUGUAGGAAAAUAUCAUUUAUCGCGACUUUCACACCUGCGAACUGAGCGGAGAGACAUGAACUGAUGGUGAAACGUGAAGGAAAUUUCUGGCCACGGUCCCGUGGCUCCGAGCUAACGCUAACAGCGCCGCCAGUUGUGCAGCAAGCGGCUAUGUGCACGAAGCACUGGGUAGAAAAUGAGGAUCGGACGUGAGCUACGUGCGCAUCCGGGAGCAGACGAGAUGAAAUGGAGAGCUCUGACAGUAGGGACUUGUUAAAAGAAAGCUCUUCGUCUCACGGACCCGAUAGCGUUUGUCCCGAGCGGAAGGAAACGGCCUGCGGCACUUCUGCGGCGGCGACCAUGGGCCUGGCCACUUGCUGCAGCCCGUCUGCCGCGGACGAGCUCCUGGGGGGUAUAACGCCCAAAUCCGGAGUCUCCGCUCUGAAGCAGGAACCGAAGAUCAACGGUGAGGUGGUAUCAUCACUGUCUGCUGUAGGUGAGAAUUACAACAGAUUUCCUUUACAAGCUGAUUCCUGCAGGCAGAAGAAUGGACCGAGCGAGACGCCCAACGGCCCAGCCGUCAGCACCCUGCGGCCAGCUGACAACUCCACCCUGGUGAAGCGAUCAAACGGAGAUCUGAAAUGCAGAAGUCAGCGAUUGAGAGAUGAUGAGAUUGUCUCUGGGGUUUCAGAUGAAGCCCGAGUGGAUUUGGGGUCACCGAAGCGCCUCGAAGACCUCAGCCCUCCUCCUGACUGCAAAAGGAGGCGGCUGGAAAAUGACUCGAAAACAGAAAACGUGAAAAGCACACAGUCUGCAGGGCCUUGUGCGGGCAACAGCCAGCACCAGAAUCACUGUAGCAGCUCGAACGAUGUGUCCUCUCCUGGACGAGUCCACCAGAACGGGCACAGUGUGGUGACCCAGAUCCCAGGACGACCUGGGGUGCCCUCUGUCCCGCCGGCGGGUGGAGUCGCGUCCAGCUGGUCCAUGGAGAGUAUUGCCCAGCUCUACAUAGUGCCUUGUAUGAAAUACUAUGGCAUCUGUGUUAAAGAUAACUUCCUGGGCCCAGAACUUGGUGACCGGGUGCUGCAGGAGGUGGAGAUGCUGAAUCGCAGUGGGAAGUUUCGUGGAGGACAGCUGGUGAGUCAGAGGAGCAUCCCAUCCAAGAACAUCCGCGGAGAUCAGAUAGCCUGGGUGGAGGGAGGAGAACCUGGCUGUGAGGCCAUUGGCAUGCUCAUGGCUCAUGUUGACGAAGCCGUCAUGCACAGUUCAGCAAACGGACAGCUUGGGGAUUAUGUUAUUAAUGGCCGUACUAAGGCUAUGGUGGCGUGUUACCCUGGCAACGGCACGAAAUACGUGCGUCACGUGGAUAAUCCAAACGGAGAUGGACGCUGCAUCACCUGCAUCUACUAUCUGAAUAAGAACUGGGAUGUGAAGGUUCACGGAGGAUUACUGCAGAUCUACCCCGAGGGCCGGAACGUGGUGGCGAACAUCGAGCCGUUCUUUGACCGCCUGCUGGUUUUCUGGUCAGACAGAAGAAACCCUCACGAAGUGAAGCCGGCCUACUCUACGCGAUACGCCAUCACAGUUUGGUACUUCGACGCGAAAGAGCGAGCCAAAGCCAAGGAAAAGUACAGACUAGCUAUGGGACAGAAGGGGGUUGAAGUGCCGGUCAGUCGAGCAGAAAGUAAAUAAGUCAUCAGCUCAGGCAUCCCGGUGUGUCCUUCCAUGUAUGUGCCUACCCAUGCUGCUGUCUGAAAAACUGAUUCCAUAGGAAGACACAAGGGGCAGGACGAGCAGUAAAGCCAAUGCAGGCAACAAUAACAAAAAAAAAAAAAAAUCCCUUCUCCUGUCAGCCCGGGACUGACCAAUCAGAAACACUUUAAUGUGAAUUAUGGCCGUUGGAUGGAGAAGAGUUCGCAGAAGAUGCCCGCUGAAUGGAGGAGCAGUGACUCUCAGUCAGAUUCAGCUUGGCCACUACUGAAAAGCUCAAACUUGAGAAUAUUAUGCAAAUAAAAUUGCCAAAAUGUAUUAGAAAAUGAUCACUACUGUACUUUUGCCCUUAUCUGUACGUACCGUAUUUUUUUUUCAUAGUAAUAAAUCAGAUUCUCUUUGCUCCUUAAACUUCCUCUUGGACAAGACACUCUUUUCAGUAGUGUUUGGGGUUGGAAGGAGAAGAGGAAGUGACGACCGACUGGCCGAAUCGGUCCUGACCGUAUUGUAAGCCGAAGUGAAGCAUUGAUCAGUGUUAACGUCCCCCAGUGGACUGCGCCCACUCCGACACCCAAAUAACGCAGUGAACUUUUACACUCCUGACGUUUUUCCGAGCGAACAGAGAACCUUAUGACUGUUGGUACGGAACUUGGCUGUACAGCAGGAGGGUCAAACCAGGGUUCAGUGACUGAUUUUUACAGCUGUGUUUUAUAGUGAGAAUGUUAGCUGUGAUUUCACGGCUAUGCCUGUAACGUUUUUUUUCUUUUUCUUUUUCUAAACUAAACGGCCUUCUCUUGUUAGAAAGCACAGACAGAGUGAAGUGUGCUAGCAUGUCUUUAAAAGGCCACUCUGUGUUUUAAUGGCGAAGCACUUGAGCGAGUCACCUUUCGAAAAACAGGGAGCUGACAAUCUCUCAUUAAACAAAUCAAGAAACAACUCAUUCAGA